GGAUGUUGCCAAGUAAUACUGAGUCGCCUGUUGAGAACAAAGUCAGAAGCAGUGGAAGCUGCUGGUGGACGAUGAUGAACACGUUCCUGAGGAUUUAAGUGCGUUUCACGAUAUAGGCUGUAAAACAAGGUGAAGCCCGACACAUGUGUUCUUGCUGUGCCUUAUCACAUCGUGGACCAUGAUGGAUCAAAGAAGAGCCUUGAGUAUUCCAUUUAGUGUUGACAAGGAUAACUUGAUGGAAAGCCCACUAAAAAUAUCCACGAUCUGUCUUUCAUCAGAGUGUGGGAAGUUAGACAGACAGGUUUCCUGGACAGCAUUUGCAGGUAGUAAACUCAGACAUCGUGAUUCAGAGCAUAAAAAUGGAUCCACACUGCUGGAUCACAACCAUGAAACUAUGGUGACUCAACAAAUGGCCACGAGGAAACCCUGUCUCGUCCUGACAGAUGUCCUCAAGACAGAUGUUGGCAAGACUUACAUGGAAAAAAUAAAACUGAGUUAUACCCCAGGAAACAGAGGACAAAUGUCAAGUACGUUGAAGGGGAGAGAUCGGUGUAAAGAGGAUCCUGGGGUCUGCAGAGAACUGAGGUCCAAUCAUGGAGAGGAAAAGAGAAACUGUGUAUCGUCUAAACACAGCCAGACGUCCUCCUCACCCUCUCAAAGGUCAGGACUCAGGAGAAGGUCACAGAAUAUUGAUUCUGAAGAGGACAAAGAAGAAAACAAAGAUAUCGAGGAGGAGAUAAUAGGCAAGAGCAACGGAGAAAGCUACACAUUUGCUGAAGUCGUAGAUUGUGGGUUGUCGGUGAGCUGGGAGCCUGCAGAGAGUACAAGAUGUGAUGAGUUUUCGCCAAAUAUCAUCAAGGAGAAGUGGACUGAUCCGGAUAAAGAAGUUCUGAAGAGAAAAAGAAACAUUUCAGGGCCCCUGCGCUAUGGAACAGUGAGCCCCAAAAGGCACCGCAAGAGCGUUCUUCGUCUGAAUGGAGAAGAUGGAAGAGACGGAGCACCAGGCCCAGCUGAUGUUGGUGUGGAAGAGAGUGAAGAAGAUGGAGAUCCUGAGAACGCGGACCGUACCAUUGUACAGUUCACUGUGGGAGGGGAUGAUGGAAGAGAAGUUCUGUUCCCGAUCAUUGCCCCUAAUUUGGAGGCCGGGGACAUGAUCGACACCCAAAGACAUCGAGAUUCCAGCCAAGACCGCACAACCAAGACAAGCAGCCCUACUGACCCAAUUGUGCUGUCCAGUGAUGAUGAGGAGAGCGGUGACGUUCCGCCGCACUGCAGCCCACCGAUCCACACAGUUAUACAGGAACAUCUGCUUCAGGAGGCUGUGAUCAGACAAGAUGAUUGUGACUUACAGGACCUGCAGGUGCUGCGUGUAGUUGUAGAAGAGCGUCCUGUUACGGUGGCACUUUCUCCCACCCCCAGCAUCGACCACACCUGCAUGAGCAUAUCCUUCUCCACCCUCCACUGUGGAGUUUACCAAGCGAAAGCAAAUGGCAACAUCAUGAUGGCAGACCGUACAAUCAUCAUCCCUCUGAAAGACUCUACUGAACAGGUGGAGCUGAUGUUAACGUUAGACCGCAAAGUUCUGAGGAGGUACAGUGUCUGGGAGGAGCAGGAAAUGGAAAUGCGUGCGAUUAACUUUGACAGUGAUGAGGAUCCUUCCCCUGCUGCUGUCCUCGUGUUUUGUGUGUCAGAAACUGCUGCAGCUGAAAUACAGCGUGACCUCAGGAAACUGUGUGUUGAACAAGAUGGAAACACAGACACUGGCACAGCCAGCCCCUUUAUUCUGCUGACGCUGAGAGAUCCUCUAGAAGGAAUGGAGGGCGCUUUAUUACGCUCCCUCCUGGACAUCGACUGUCUGAACAGUCUGACACAUGAACAAUCUCUUGGGUCCCUGGGCUCGGAUAGAUUCAGCGGUUGGGAAGAUGUCCAGACUCCUGUUCUGUGUCUUGAUGAAAGCAUUGAACUGAUCAGAAAAACUGGACUUGACUCACACCUGCUGUGUCUGCUGGGCCUCGGGAGCCCCGUCCCUGAACUUAACGCAGACGGUUCACACUCUGACAGAGAAGAAAACAACACGCCGCAGAACUGUCCGGAGGAUGAGGCGCAAAAAGAGACGCUCCCGGAGCUGGAGACGACAUCAGAGGAGGACACAGGGACAGAAGUCAAACCUGAGGAGGAUCAGAAAGAAGAAGUGGAACAUCCCUCUGAGAAGAAGAAGGAGGGACCCACCCCCGUAUACACACUGUGCCAUCGUCGAACCAAAGGAUCGUACUCCGUUUCCCACUGUAAACCAGACUCCAGCUGGAUUAAAUAUAAACACCAGGGUCUCGCCCACAGGUUGAUCCAGUUUCCUCCUCCUCCACUAAAAGGAGGAAUAACUGUUACGAUGGAAGACCUGCAGUGCUUGGACAGCGGGCAGUUCCUUAACGAUGUAAUCAUUGAUUUUUACCUCAAAUACCUCCUCCACAAUGCAUCUGCUGCUGUGGCCGAGCGCUCUCACAUCUUCAGCAGCUUCUUCUACAAGCAGCUGACGCGGAGGGACAACGCCAGCGAAGGCGCCACCAGUGACUCCUGUCAGAGGCAGAGGCGGCACCAGCGGGUGAAGACAUGGACACGUCAUGUGGACAUCUUCAAAAAAGAUUUCCUGUUUGUCCCUGUCAAUCAGGAGGCUCAUUGGUAUUUAGUCGUCAUUUGCUUUCAUGGGCUGAAUGAGCCUAAAUUCGAGGCCUGGCUUGGUCCAGACUCGGAGACGGCGGAAAGCCUUGACGAUACAGAAAAGUUGCAGGAUCAGGAGGAGGCUCAGAGAUCGAAAAGUCCAAACGAAAACACCGAAACACCACCUCAAGAAAACCCCAGUGACAACGCGGCACCAGAGACAGAAAACACUAAAGAGCAACCCACCAAGGACACACCACCUGGUCCAGUGUGCUGCACAGAAAAAACCUUCCAGAAAAGGGUCGUUUGCAAGAGGCCGUGCAUCCUCAUCAUGGAUUCCCUCAAACUCUCUCUUCACGAGCGAGUCUUCAAACUCUUACGGGAGUACUUGCAGUCAGAGUGGGAGGUCCGUCGUGGAUCAUCAAGGGAAUUUGGUCCUGAUCAGAUGAAAGGUUCACACUGUCAAGUUCCCCGUCAAGACAACAGCAGCGACUGUGGCCUUUACCUGCUGCAGUACGUCGAGAGUUUCUUGAAGGACCCUGUGGUUCACUUCGAUAUCCCCCUACGCCUCGAGCGAUGGUUCCCACGGCAGCAGGUUCGGAGGAAACGAGACGAAAUCAGAGACCUGGUACUUAACCUUUACCGAUGGCAGAAUCUGGACAGUAACAGAUAGACGCAGGAGCAGGUCACAUUCCCUGUAGCUAUUAUAAAUCACUGCUCAUACUGAGCGACGGACAAUUCAGCGUGAACUGAAGAUACUACUUUGAGGUUAGAUUUAGUUGUUAGAACCAUAAACUUGAACAACCCUUGGAACCCUUCGACUGGCUCCUGUGACUGAAUAUGAAGGCACCAGUAAAUUCACAAUCACCACGUAGCUGUCCACACAACCAGAAAUACAAAGUCGAUUAUAUCCAGAAAUGCAAAUGUUUGUACACCCCGAUACCUUUUACUGAUUGUUCUUAUGCUGCAAGAUGUUUUAUAAAAGGCAUUUUUUUGUAUCUGUUUUUCUAUAUUUUGUAGUUCGUCAUCAGAAUUGUCCACAAGUUUUUAGUUGAGUUUACUUACAUUUCAUGUUAGAAUUGUUCUGAUUCUGCUCUGUUUUGCAUCCGUGCAUCUAAAACGCAGCCAUAGUGUAAAUAUAGGUUUUCGUUUUUUAGGUUUUCCCCACUGAAACCUCAGGAACUGGAAUCUGACCAAACACUCUCACAUCAUUUCCCCUUUGUUGGACUCUUUCGCUCACACGGUGCCUCACAUUGAAAUCACGUUAAGACUCAUGGUAUCAGCUGAAUUACCCUUAAACCAAGAUAUUAAUGUAUUAACACAACUGACAUAAUAUUACGAGUGUGCAGCCAAUGAUGAUUAUCACCAUCAAUUAAUCUGCCAGUGACUGUUUUCUUAAGCGAUAUUAUGAAAAUUCCAGUGAACACUAAAGCCCACGUUGAUGCCAUCAUAUUACCUGUUCAGCCCUAGAUCCAAAGGUAUUGUCGUGACUGUCUCAGAAACUGAAGGGAAGAAGAAACAAUGAGCGGAAACUGGGAAAUGUUUUGUCUUUUUUUGCCUGAAAAAAUGACUGAAACCACGAAGCAACAAUCAAAACAACUGCUCGUUAUUUUCCCAUUGAUUAAUCAACAAAAAUCUAAAAACGUGUUUGGAGAUGUUCUUGAUGCUGACGUGGAUAUGGCUUCUUUUUUUGACCAAACUUAACGAGUGCAAGUUAAUUGCUGCUAUUAAGAGAAACUAAUAAACUAGUAGCUACAGUAUUCACUGUAGAUGUUCUGUAAAUGUGUGUUAUGUUCACGCAAACUAUUUUAUUUCAUACAUCAAAUGUAUAAGUGAAUGAAUUCUUCUUUUAAUAAAAUUGCCUUUUGUUAAACACGUUGAGCGGUGCACAUACACUGGCACGUAACAGUAACUGCUUAAUUAAGAUCUGUGAUGACCAUAAAGUUUCAUUUCAACUCCACUGUUCUCCACAGAGAUGAGUUCCGGUCAUCUUGCAGUUUUCUUUUACAAAGUCCUUGAUCUGUUUUUGUAGAUCUUAUGGAUGAAUGUAUGGGAGCUGAUUCCAAAAUGUGUUUGGUUUCGAUGCUGUAUUAAAAGUUAUAGAAGAAA
Molecule: messenger RNA, 4764 nt
Organism: Paralichthys olivaceus (Japanese flounder)
Lineage: Eukaryota; Metazoa; Chordata; Actinopteri; Pleuronectiformes; Paralichthyidae
Product: SUMO specific peptidase 7
Biological process (GO): proteolysis; protein desumoylation
Cellular component (GO): nucleus; cytoplasm
Molecular function (GO): SUMO-specific endopeptidase activity
Source: RefSeq, a predicted model, not a curated record